AUGGUUAGAACUAGAGAAGUUAAUCGAGAAGGUAAAAGAAGAAAAACUGUAGAACCUAAAAAUGAAGCGUACUUGGAGGAGAAUAAUGAUGUGUAUAGUGUCGAGGAAGGUGAAAGAGAUGAUCCCCAUGUUUCUGAGGAGUCUGGUGGUGAUGAAAAUGCUGAUCCCUUAUCAGUGCCAUAUUGUGCAAGGACAAUUGACGUCGACAAGUAUGGUCUGAUCAAUUGGCUGGAUGAUUACGAAUCGUUUCCAGCAAAAGUUUGGAUUAUGAGUAGGCUGACAUUGCUUGUUGAUUUUAAAACAUUGAUAAAAGAUCAUAAACUUAGGAAAAUGUUCAGGCAUUCCUGUUUUGGUCACUUAAGAAAAAUAUCAGAACACUUCAAUAGAUUCAAUGGAAUGUUGGUGCACUAUGCGACACAAAAUCUUCAUACCAUAGAAAAGCAAAGUAAUCCUAAAAGGAGGAUCUCUACCUAUAAACCAAACAUAUGGAAAUAUGAUCAUUUACUUUCUCUUACAAGUGAAUAUUCUAAAAAGAAGUACAAAGUUGAAGCUAAGAAGCUGAAAAAGGAAGUGAGUUGCACUUUUUCAAACACUGUUAGUCCACUGGCCCUGCUGGAACUUGUUGAUAGAAUUGACAAAUUUGGCCUCAGUAGUUACUUCGAGGUUGAAACGAAGGAAGCUUUGGAAAAGAUAAUUAAGUGCAUGAACAGUGGUGCUAAUUAUUCAAGCUCAACGGAUGAGGAUCUCUAUGCUACUGCAUUGUGCUUCAGGCUCCUCAGGGAACAUGGCUACCAUGCUUCACAAGAUAUGUUAAAGGGCUUGUUCGCUGGCAAAGGGAAACUCAUGACACAGAAAGUCUCAGAUAUCAAAACAUUACUGGAACUUUUGGAAGGGUCAUAUCUGAGCAUGGAUGAUGAAAACUUACUAAACGACAAAAGAAUUUUUUCAACCAAAAACCUCAAGAAUUUAUCUACAUCAAAUGUUGACAGAUUUAGUACUAAUGAGGAAUAUUUGAGCAAUAGCUUGAAGUACUAUCCGUUGGCAUUGAGAGUGAGAUGGUACGAUGUUAGAAGACACCUUAAUGCUCAAGAAGAACUAGAGUGUUACACGAAUCCAAUGUUGUUGAAGUUGGCAAAACUUAACUUCAAUAUUAUUCAAGCCACACACCAAAAAGAUCUCAAACAUGUGAUAAGAUGGUGGAGGAAUCUUUGCAUAGUUGAAGAUUUGUGCUUUACAAGGGACAGGAUAGUAGAAAGCUUCUUUUACGCUGUUGGAGUUACCUCAGAGCCUCAACAUGGAAGCAUGAGAAAAUGGCUCACCAAAGUGAUUCAAUUAAUUUUAAUUAUAGAUGAUGUUUAUGAUAUUUAUGGUUCAUUACCUGACGUGGAGCAAUUCACUCGUGCCAUAGAAAAGUAGGUCCUCAUA
Lycium barbarum (goji berry) is the source of this 1425-nucleotide messenger RNA. Its product is annotated as alpha-farnesene synthase-like. The record is from RefSeq and is a predicted model, not a curated record. Gene Ontology annotation, molecular function: magnesium ion binding; terpene synthase activity. The coding region runs from base 1 to 1416 and encodes 471 amino acids. The transcript has 5 exons. NCBI's taxonomy places the organism in Eukaryota, Viridiplantae, Streptophyta, Magnoliopsida, Solanales, Solanaceae.